Aphanomyces astaci is the source of this 1131-nucleotide messenger RNA. RefSeq lists its product as hypothetical. The coding region runs from base 48 to 806 and encodes 252 amino acids. The record is from RefSeq and is a predicted model, not a curated record. The transcript has 3 exons. Lineage: Eukaryota; Oomycota; Saprolegniomycetes; Saprolegniales; Verrucalvaceae. Gene Ontology annotation, biological process: protein targeting to membrane; peptidyl-L-cysteine S-palmitoylation. Gene Ontology annotation, cellular component: endoplasmic reticulum; Golgi apparatus. Gene Ontology annotation, molecular function: protein-cysteine S-palmitoyltransferase activity.
GAAAAGCAACCACAUCCGGAUGCAUAUGAUCCGGAAUUAUCGACAGCAUGGCUCGCCGAAAAGCCGACCGGACGCCUGCGGAGACCAUCGCGUUGGCGAAACAGAGCGUCUGUUACACCCGGUUAUGGUGGCUUGGCUUCCACGUCGUCGCAUAUGCGUAUCCCAUCUAUGCUGGCGCGUGGCGGCAGUACUUUCGGGACUGGACCACUGGGUUGGUGCUGUGCAUCGCGCUUGGAGUCAUGAACGCGGUGUGCUAUGUUGUGCUGCAGCGUUCGUCUCCAGGGUUCGUGCUGCCACAGGAAGAAGACAAACGCUUAGAAGACGACUAUGGAGUUGACGGGGGCGUGUUUCAUCACGACGACACCAGUGAUUCGCUCUUGGACGUCGAAGUGGCGCACGUGGACCGACGGCAUUAUUGUGCACAUUGCCACGUCCACCAGCCGCUUCGAGCCAAGCAUUGCAACGAUUGCGGACGAUGCGUCGAGCAGUAUGACCACCACUGUGUGUGUGCGGGUGUGUGCGUGGGGCGCGACAAUCACCGCCUGUUCGUGUUGUACAUGUUGACACAAUCGUUGGAAGCGAUAUGGGGGAUGGGCAUUGCGUCGUUCGGGAUGCGCAUGAACGACGAGACCGAUGACGACAACAGUCUGGAGCAGUGGCUUCGGGACAGCAUUCCGUUCAUGCUGCUCGUCGUGUUUGGGUUUUUAGUGUUCUUGAUCGCGUUUGGCCUGCUGUGCUACCACGUGUAUCUCAUCUCGACAAAUCAAGUACGCACGUCCAUUUUCCAUCUUCAAUUCACCAGUUGAACUUCGUUUGUACCUCAUAGUCGUCCUGGGAGCAUGCAAAGCGAAGCAAGAUCACAUACUUGAAGGACCUUCCGCCGGACGUCUUGCCCUUCAGCCAAGGCUCGCUCAUGAAUACGUGGCUGUUCCUGCGGGGAAGGCCAAGGAACGUGUGGACGUAUGUCGCCGAGGAACAUGCGGAAGCAUCGUCAUUUCCGUCGACGUUCGUCGAGGAAAGCGCGGACGCCGCUUCGAUCGCGGGGGACCUGUCACCUAUGGAGAUUGUUCUGAAAUGAUCGUUUUUCUUCGCGCGCAAUUGUGGAGUCCGGAUAAUUUAAACUUUACAGCC